ACCGGUGCCGUGUCUGCUAGGGGUUUAAGGAUAAACCGGCAACCUAAGAUAAAGAAGGAAACGAACACUCACAAAAGUAAACAAAAACAGUAAUUGUCUGCUAGGGAAAUGGCUUCUCUGUCGACUUGGUGUCGUUACAUUGCUCACAAAUUUGAGUACUCUCUCUCUCUCAGCUACAAGAGCUACAAGGGUGGCAUAAUCAACAAUAAAGAAGUCUAUGAUACAGUAUGGAAAAAUCUAUUUCAGGGAAAGUUGACAUUUUUACACUGGAAUAAAGGACAGGAAAUGGCCCCAACAAUUGGAGACCAAGGGGGGACCCUUCUCGUUCGCAAAUUACCAACUGCUGAUCCAAUGCGUGUUUUUGUUGGAGAUGUAGUGCUUUUGAAGGAUCCUGAGAAGUCAGAUAAUUUUCUAGUCAGAAGAUUAGCUGCUAUUGAAGGGUAUGAAAUGGUGUCUACUGAUGAAAAAGAUGACCCAUUUGUUCUUGACAAGGAUGAGUGUUGGGUAUUGGCUGACAAUGAUAAGUUGAAGCCCAAGGAAGCCAAUGACAGUCGAACAUUUGGUUCAAUUUCCAUGUCAAACAUAGUUGGUCGAGUCAUAUAUUGUCUGCAAACAGCUGUGGACCAUGGUCCUGUACAGAACAGUCAUUUCAGCAUGAGAAAAGAUUCUCCAGUGCUGGAGGUGGAACUCGAUGUUGAAGAGAUGGCAAAGAAUCACAAAGCUUAGAUUGUGCCGGCCAACAGGCUGUAUCGAUUGGUUUGUGCAUGUGUGGCAACCAGAUCGUUGGGUCUUCCUUUGCAGGAAGCUGGCUUUUUUCAACUUGGAGUUUCAACUUUAUCUAGUAUUGCAGUGAUUGUAGUUUGAAAAUCAGACCAGGGAAAGAAAAUGAAAUCUUACUGCUUCCGCCCUUCAUUCUGUUUGUGUUGGGACUCUUUCCAUGCCUUCAUUGCCCCAUAUGAACUUGCUCAGACCUGGUUCUGCGGUUUUAACCAUUGGAUACAUUUUCUAACCUUUAUUUUCAAAUAAAUUUUGGGAUGUUUGUGGAUAUGUCUUCCUGCAGUCUCAUUGUAUUUUACUAUUAUCACAAUCAAGUUGUAGAGAUCAAUUGACUUGUCUAGUUAAUGGACUCCUGUCUUUAACCCUAUUCAGUCUUUGGUAUUACAAGGACACCAUUCAGGUUUGACAGUUCUACUCA
Molecule: messenger RNA, 1195 nt
Organism: Populus trichocarpa (black cottonwood)
Lineage: Eukaryota; Viridiplantae; Streptophyta; Magnoliopsida; Malpighiales; Salicaceae
Exons: 6
Coding region: 109-726 (205 amino acids)
Molecular function (GO): serine-type endopeptidase activity
Source: RefSeq, a predicted model, not a curated record